This is a messenger RNA of Thunnus maccoyii (southern bluefin tuna), 1637 nucleotides long. It is a transcript of the gene rac3a, whose product is annotated as Rac family small GTPase 3a. Bases 133 to 711 code for a protein of 192 amino acids. NCBI's taxonomy places the organism in Eukaryota, Metazoa, Chordata, Actinopteri, Scombriformes, Scombridae. The transcript is spliced from 6 exons. Gene Ontology annotation, molecular function: GTPase activity; protein kinase binding; GTP binding. Gene Ontology annotation, cellular component: plasma membrane; cell projection; cell cortex. The record is from RefSeq and is a predicted model, not a curated record. Gene Ontology annotation, biological process: motor neuron axon guidance; actin filament organization; small GTPase-mediated signal transduction.
UCUCCGUUUGCCGCUACAGCUACAGCCCAGCAGCAGCAGCAGCAGCUCACCUACAACAGCUGAAGAAACUGAAGGCAGGUGGCUGCACGCUGUGCAAACUCCACGCUCGGAUAGCAUCUCUUCUCUCCGCAAAUGCAGGCCAUCAAAUGCGUAGUCGUGGGCGAUGGUGCGGUGGGUAAGACAUGUCUGCUCAUCAGCUACACCACCAAUGCCUUCCCUGGAGAGUACAUCCCCACAGUCUUUGACAACUACUCAGCAAACGUGAUGGUGGAUGGUAAACCAGUAAACCUGGGCCUUUGGGAUACAGCUGGGCAGGAGGACUAUGACAGGCUCCGCCCCCUGUCCUACCCUCAGACGGAUGUGUUCCUGAUCUGCUUCUCUCUGGUGAGCCCGGCCUCCUUUGAGAACGUCCGAGCCAAGUGGUAUCCGGAGGUUCGUCACCACUGCCCUAAUACACCCAUCAUCUUGGUGGGCACCAAGCUGGACCUGAGGGACGACAAGGACACGAUUGAAAGGCUGAGAGACAAAAAGCUGUCUCCCAUCACCUACCCACAGGGUCUGGCCAUGGCCAGAGAGAUAGGUGCAGUCAAGUACCUGGAGUGCUCUGCUCUGACUCAGCGAGGGCUGAAGACAGUCUUUGAUGAGGCCAUCCGAGCUGUCCUUUGCCCUCCGCCCAUCAAAAAGAGAGGCAAGAAGUGCACAGUGUUCUGAGGAAGAGGAGCUAGAAGAUGAGGCCACCAGGAUGUGAUUACUUAUGAACGGGGUACUGCCAAGUGGGAACUGCUUUGAAACACAACAGCAAUGUACCAUCUGCACAGAAGGAGUUUAUCUUAACUGGUCAGAAGCUGGCUGUGGAUUUCAGCUGGUGUGUUAAAGAUGGCAUAUUUAAGCCUAAUGUUUGGGUACAAAGAUGAAUUUUGUGUGAUGUACAGUAUGCCUUAAAACAAUUCUUAUGAGUCUGACUCUUAGAUAUUAGGACUAGGAUGAGAAAAGUUUACUCAUUUCCAGGAUAUGCAAAAAUAUUUUGCACUCUCCUGUUCAACCUUGACAACCUGUAAUUAAAAACACACGAGUUGAACAAAACAAGGAAACAGACCAAAUGUAUAUUCUCCUUUUGCACACCAUGUAUCGUUGUUUUUUUAAUGCAAGCUUCUUUUGAUAGGUUUUGUGGAGAUGACUUUAUUUUGCAAUAUUUCUUUAAAUACGAGCACAGUUUAAAUAAGUGUAAACAUGUGAUUAGCUCCCUGUAUGUUCAGCACUAUAGAACAGGGUCACUGUCUCCAGAUGAUGAUGAUGAUGAUGAUCCAGACUGUAAGGCCACCUAAACGUUUAGAAUUUCUUAUCAAACCUGGCUCUCAAAUUUGUUUGCCCAAGUUUUGUACUUUAGAGAAAUCAAUUGAUUUUCUUACUAUGCUGCGUAAGAACUGGCUUUGAAUUUCUCAUUUAUCAUACAUUUAUAAACAUUUGAUAUUUAAUAUAAUACCAGUUGCUCAGCUUUGUGAAUAUAUUGAAAUUUAGUGUUAAGUUGUUAGUGCUGUAUGCUGCUAACCUGACACACCAGAUGCUUUGUUACACAGAACCAUCUGAGAAGUUGUCCUUGGAAACUGUUUGGAAAAGGGCAAAAAAUACUUGGCAGG